CUCGAGGCCCUGCCCCCGCGGUUCUGGCUCCCGCGGCUCGAGUCACCGCCGCGAACAAGGGACCCUAAAGAAUGGCCGAGCCUUGGGGGAACGAGUUGGCGUCCGCAGCUGCCAGGGGGGACCUAGAGCAACUUACUAGUUUGUUGCAAAAUAAUGUAAACGUCAAUGCACAAAAUGGAUUUGGAAGGACUGCGCUGCAGGUUAUGAAACUUGGAAAUCCGGAGAUUGCCAGGAGACUACUACUUAGAGGUGCUAAUCCCGACUUGAAAGACCGAACUGGUUUUGCUGUCAUUCACGAUGCAGCCAGAGCAGGUUUCCUGGACACUCUACAGACUCUGCUGGAGUUUCAAGCUGAUGUUAACAUCGAGGAUAAUGAAGGGAACCUGCCCUUGCACUUGGCUGCCAAAGAAGGCCACCUCCCGGUGGUGGAGUUCCUGGUGAAGCACACGGCCAGCAAUGUGGGGCAUCGGAACCAUAAAGGGGACACCGCCUGCGAUUUGGCCAGGCUCUAUGGGAGGAAUGAGGUUGUUAGCCUAAUGCAGGCAAACGGGGCGGGGGGAGCUGCUAAUCUGCAGUGAAUGGGGGAGGGCUUUCCCACAUUGCCUCUACUUUGUCAGUUAAUUGGGUGGUUGUCCCGACAAUUUUAAUAUCGUUUGUUAAAAUACAGUUUUGUCAUAUUUUAAGCAGCUAGUUAAAUCUUCUGAAACUGCAUAAAUGGAAAUCUUACAAGUUUAUGAAUAUAUUUAAGCAACAUCUUUUCACCGCAAAAUACUGAGUUCUAACUUGUAAUUGCAAAUAGCUUUGGCUUUCUUCAGAAUGUUUUGUCUUUCCUUGACUUUUUCAUUGCUUUCCCCUUUGCCAAUCUGAAUACUCAACCUGGAAACUUUGUUUUUAAAAUGGUUGUCCUGAUGCUUCUUUUGCCUAAUUAAAAUACUUUUUCAAAACAGGA
Molecule: messenger RNA, 949 nt
Organism: Carlito syrichta (Philippine tarsier)
Lineage: Eukaryota; Metazoa; Chordata; Mammalia; Primates; Tarsiidae
Gene: CDKN2C
Product: cyclin dependent kinase inhibitor 2C
Exons: 3
Coding region: 72-578 (168 amino acids)
Biological process (GO): negative regulation of cell population proliferation; regulation of cyclin-dependent protein serine/threonine kinase activity
Cellular component (GO): nucleus
Molecular function (GO): cyclin-dependent protein serine/threonine kinase inhibitor activity; protein kinase binding
Source: RefSeq, a predicted model, not a curated record